AAUCAAAAACAAAAACAAAAACAGUCCCCUGCUUUGCUUCUCUGUCUGCAAUGUAUAAUCAAUCAAUCUCAUUUUCUUUUUAUUUUUGUCCAUCUGACAUUAUCUGACGCCCCACCACCACCUUUCUCUCUCCCUUUUUCUCUCUAAUGAUCUUAUCUCCAUCUGUAGCUCUUCUUUCUCUCUCUCUCCCCUUUUUAUCUUGCAGCCUCAAAAAACCAAUUUUGGUAAAAACUAGAAAUCCUUCCUGCAUAAUCUGUCUUUUCACUCAGAAGCUGAGGUUUUUGGAGGCCCCCUUCAAGAUAGAUUCUCAAGAGAAGGCAACGCAAUGGAGGGCGUUAAUAAUUCUAAUUCGGAACAAGUUUCGACAGUUGUUGAGCUGGACCUCAGCCUGAGCAUGAACAACAACAACAACAACCCUGCACGCGUGUUCUCGUGCAACUACUGCCGGCGCAAGUUCUACAGCUCGCAGGCUCUCGGGGGCCAUCAGAACGCGCACAAGCGCGAACGAACCCUCGCCAAGCGUGCAGUCCGCAUGGCGAUGUUCUCCAACCGAUACGCCAGCCUGGCGUCCCUUCCCCUCCUCGGGAUCGAGGCCCACGGGGCCCACAGCCACAACCACAACCACAACCAGGAGAGGUUGUUUCGUGCGCCUAGGUUUGUUGACCGGCCGAGGAUGCCAUUGCCAGCUGUGUUUGUGGAGUACGAGGAGCUGACGUGGCCCGGGAGCUUCCGGCAGGUCCAUAGGGAUGGGGAUGGACCAUCCUCGUCCCGUCUUCCCGAUUUGAAUUUGAAACUUUGAUGACUUGUUAGUUAUAUAUUGGUGUACAU
This is a messenger RNA of Striga asiatica, 828 nucleotides long. Lineage: Eukaryota; Viridiplantae; Streptophyta; Magnoliopsida; Lamiales; Orobanchaceae. The record is from the annotation of a GenBank genome assembly.